Eruca vesicaria subsp. sativa (arugula) is the source of this 2763-nucleotide messenger RNA. The record is from the annotation of a GenBank genome assembly. Lineage: Eukaryota; Viridiplantae; Streptophyta; Magnoliopsida; Brassicales; Brassicaceae.
AUGGCGACGACUCAGCCGUCGUUUGCUGUUUCCCCUGCGAGUAAUCCGAUUAGAUUCGGAAGUUUCACGCCGCAAUGCUUCGUCCGUGUCUCGAAACCGCCUUGUUCCCGGCGCCGGCUCGUCUCCACUACAAGUUUCCACCGGAAAAUUGCUAGCGGCGGCGGUUUGACUCGAUGCGAACUUCCGGAUUUUCAUCUAUCCGCUACAGCGACUACUGUAGCAGGUGUAACGACGGAGAACACAUUAGAUCAAAUUAAGAUUCCGAAAGGUGAAAUGUGGAGUGUUCACAAGUUUGGCGGGACGUGUGUGGGGAACUCUCAGAGGAUCAGGAACGUUGCGGAGGUUAUAAUCAACGAUAACUCGGAGAGGAAGCUGGUGGUUGUCUCGGCGAUGUCGAAAGUGACGGAUAUGAUGUAUGAUUUGCUCCGCAAGGCGCAGUCACGUGACGACUCUUAUUUGUCUGCGUUGGAAGGUGUUUUGGAGAAGCACAGGUUGACGGCACGUGACCUUCUCGAUGGGGAUGAUCUCGCUAGCUUCUUGUCCCAUUUGCAUGAUGAUAUUAGUAAUCUUAAAGCUAUGCUUCGUGCGAUUUACAUAGCGGGGCAUGCAUCAGAGUCGUUUUCGGACUUUGUUGCAGGACAUGGGGAGCUUUGGUCUGCUCAGAUGUUAUCAUACGUUGUCAGAAAGACUGGUCUUGAUUGCAAGUGGAUGGAUACUAGAGACGUGCUUAUUGUUAACCCUACCAGCUCUAAUCAGGUGGAUCCUGAUUUUGGUGAAUCCGAGAAGAGACUGGAUAAGUGGUUCUCCUUAAAUCCGUCGAAAAUAAUUAUUGCGACUGGGUUCAUUGCUAGCACUCCACAAAACAUUCCAACAACUUUGAAAAGAGAUGGGAGUGAUUUCUCGGCGGCUAUAAUUGGUGCUCUUUUGAGGGCUCGUCAAGUAACAAUUUGGACUGAUGUUGAUGGUGUAUACAGUGCAGAUCCUCGUAAAGUUAAUGAGGCAGUGAUUUUGAAGACACUUUCUUAUCAAGAGGCCUGGGAAAUGUCCUAUUUUGGAGCAAAUGUUUUACAUCCUCGCUCCAUCAUUCCUGUGAUGCGGUACAAUAUUCCGAUUGUGAUUAGAAAUAUAUUCAAUCUCUCUGCACCGGGAACAAUCAUCUGCCAACCUACUGAAGAUGAUUAUGAUCUUAAACUUACAACUCCUGUUAAAGGUUUUGCAACCAUUGACAACCUGGCGCUCAUAAAUGUUGAAGGUACUGGAAUGGCUGGUGUACCUGGUACUGCAAGUGAUAUUUUUGGCGCCGUAAAAGAUGUUGGAGCUAAUGUGAUUAUGAUAUCACAGGCUAGCAGUGAGCAUUCUGUGUGCUUUGCUGUGCCUGAGAAGGAAGUAAACGCUGUUUCCGAGGCACUGCGAUCGAGGUUUAGUGAAGCUUUACAAGCUGGACGUCUUUCCCAGAUUGAAGUGAUACCAAAUUGUAGCAUCUUAGCUGCAGUUGGACAGAAAAUGGCUAGCACACCUGGAGUUAGCUGUACACUUUUCAGUGCUCUGGCGAAGGCUAAUGUUAAUGUCCGUGCUAUAUCUCAAGGUUGUUCUGAGUACAACGUUACUGUAGUUAUUAAACGUGAAGAUAGCGUAAAGGCAUUAAGAGCCGUACAUUCGAGGUUUUUCUUGUCAAGAACGACAUUAGCUGUGGGAAUCAUAGGACCAGGCUUGAUUGGUGCGACAUUACUUGAUCAGCUGAGGGACCAGGCUGGUGUCCUCAAAGAAGAAUUUAACAUUGAUCUACGAGUAUUGGGAAUCACUGGUUCAAAAACUAUGCUAUUAAGUGAGAUUGGUAUUGAUUUGUCACGAUGGAGAGAACUUCUAAACGAGAAGGGCACAGAGGCCAAUCUGGACAAAUUCACUCAACAAGUUCAUGGAAAUCACUUUAUCCCCAACACUGUACUGGUUGAUUGUACAGCAGACUCUGGUAUUGCGAGCAACUACUAUGAUUGGUUACGGAAGGGAAUCCAUGUCAUUACCCCAAACAAAAAAGCUAACUCAGGUCCUCUCGAUCAGUACUUGAAGCUGAGAGACCUUCAAAGGAAAUCAUACACUCAUUACUUCUACGAAGCUACUGUUGGAGCUGGCCUUCCAAUUAUCAGCACUUUACGUGGUCUCCUUGAAACAGGUGACAAGAUACUACGCAUAGAAGGCAUUUGCAGUGGAACGUUGAGUUACCUAUUCAACAACUUUGUUGGAGAUAGAAGUUUCAGCGAGGUUGUGGCUGAAGCCAAGAAGGCAGGUUUCACUGAGCCUGAUCCAAGAGAUGAUUUAUCUGGAACUGAUGUUGCAAGAAAGGUGAUAAUCCUCGCUCGAGAAUCUGGACUUAAACUGGACCUCACUGAUCUUCCUAUUAGAAGUCUCGUCCCAGAACCUCUAAAAGGAUGCGCUUCUGCUGAAGAAUUCAUGGAGAAACUCCCACAGUACGACGGAGAUUUGGCAAAAGAAAGGCUAGAAGCUGAGAACUCUGGGGAAGUCCUGAGAUACGUUGGAGUGGUGGACGCAGUAAACCAAAAGGGAACAGUGGAGCUUCGAAGAUACAAGAAAGAACAUCCAUUUGCACAGAUGGCAGGUUCAGACAAUAUAAUAGCAUUCACAACGACAAGAUACAAGGAUCAUCCACUCAUUGUCCGAGGACCUGGUGCUGGUGCUCAAGUCACGGCCGGUGGUAUAUUCAGCGACAUGUUGAGGCUCGCAUCUUAUCUAGGUGCACCGUCUUAA